Melampsora larici-populina 98AG31 is the source of this 4032-nucleotide messenger RNA. RefSeq lists its product as uncharacterized. The record is from RefSeq and is a predicted model, not a curated record. The coding region runs from base 1 to 4032 and encodes 1343 amino acids. The transcript is spliced from 10 exons. Lineage: Eukaryota; Fungi; Basidiomycota; Pucciniomycetes; Pucciniales; Melampsoraceae.
AUGUCCGAACCAUCCCAGGCAGACUCAACCGAGGAAGAGUCCGAAUCUGACGCCGCUCCCCAGGCUCCUUCACCCACGACCACUCCUCUCAAUCGAUCUAAUCAAACCUCUCGUCAUCAAACCCCUGCGCUUCGGAAUAGCCAAGCAGAGACUCGGAAAGGGGAGGUUGCGUGGGUCACGGUGGAGCAAUAUGAGGCUAUACUAGAAGAGAAACUCGGGUGGCUCACUCAACAAAUCAAACACAAGAACAUUUCGUUAUCGGUAUACGAUAUAUUCCAGGAGGCUGCCAACCGAGUACAGGAGGAGCUAGACCGGCUCAGGAAUGGCACAUUCGAAAACGAUCCUGACUCUUUGGUGCAAGUGAUCCUCCCGCCCAAGCGUUCGGCGAAUUCCCUCGGCAAACAACGAGCUCCCCCUCAAGCUUCUCCUAAGCCUACCUCCGGCUCUUCGAAGGAGUUACGUCGUCCUCCUGAAAUUGAGACAUCGACUUCGGCGAAUUCCCUCGGCAAAAGGCAAGGUUCUCCUGAGGCUACCUCCGGCUCGUCGAAGGAGUUACGUCGUCCCCCUGGAAUCGAGACAUCGACUUCGAAGUCUCGUAAAGUGUCUGGAUCAAACACCCCUGAGCCCAGACCCAAGUUGCCGCGCGAGGCCAAGAAGAGGGGUGAACUCUCAAGGGUUGCUUCUGGAUCCGCCGACUACCGACCCCCUUUGAGACGACGUUCCCCUCGUCGAGCUACGAAAUCUCUUUCUCCUCCCCCAGUAUACACUCCGAAUCCAGCAACCUCGGCCGCCAACGUCAAUGCCUUAUUCGCGAAGGUAUCUAACAACAUCGUGGAAUACAGCAGAUCACCAUCUUCUAUACCUGUCAUGGUAGAGGACGAUUCCAAUACCUUCUAUAAAUUCUUUCGCACUCCAUUCGAGCAUCCACCUCGAGACCAACCACUCGACUCCCCUCUAGUCAACUAUGUCACUGAAGCUUGGGAUACCGCGAUGCCAUCGGACAGAUUCCGUCGAGAGUUCCUGCGUAGUGGAUUCAACGCCUAUCAACUCAUAUUUUCUUGGUUUGCUGGUGUCAGAAGAGAUCCUCGCUGGACAGCUUCAGACACCAUGGCGAUGAUGGAUCGCUUUGAGGCGCUCCUGAAACUUUUGAAGUUGUCAGUGGUGCCCUUUGGAACGGUCCAACAAGAGCCUCAGCGUUCCCCAUCCCCAACUCCCUCUGCCCAAGGACGUAUGGAAGACCCACCGCCAGAAUGUAUGGAAGACCCACCGCCUAUGCUCAACCCUAUGCCCACCUAUUUGGAAGAGGUACUCUCUGAAAUCGAGACUAUCGCUCUUGAACCCUCAAAUAUACCUGCCGGCCAACCUGACGGCGAGUUCCAUGACUACUUCCGUGGACCCUUUUUUCCCACUGAGCCUUAUGAAGACGACAAACUCUGGGAUCAGGCCUGUGAUAAGCCGUUUGAAGCCAAGUUACGAGGUGCUCUCGUACUCCUCAAAAAGGCUGUUCUACCCAGUACCACUCACCCCGGCGAUACGUCACGCAAUAAUUCCACUGCGAAUGCCCAUGCUCCGCAUCCUGGUUUUAAUGAAACCACCGUAAAUCCAGGAACUCUACCCCAAACCACUCCUCAACAGCCUCCUGACCCACCCAAUACUUCCACUUCAAAUGCCGGUGCUCCUCAUCCUGGUUCUAAUGAAGAUACGGUUGUUGAUCCUGAUGAGGAUCCACUCGAAGGAAAUGCGGGAACUCUACCCCAAACCUCUCCUCCAGAGCCUCCUGAGGAACAAGGUACUGACAAGGAUCAAGCCGAAGACCAACGCAAUACUUCCACUUCAAAUGCCGGUGCUCCUCAUCCUGGUUCUAAUGAAGAUACGGUUGUUGAUCCUGAUGAGGAUCCACUCGAAGGCAAUUUGGGAACUCUACCCCAAACCACUCCCCAACAGCCACCUGGUACUGACAAGGAACAAGCCGAAGACCAUCCACCUCAAACUACUUCUCAAAAUACUCCCGAGAAAAAAGCCCCUGACAAGGAUCAGGACAAAGAAAAUUUACCUCCAACCCCUUCUCGAAAGACUCCUGAGCGUGCAGGUAACCCUCCCGCCUCCAACCUACCUCUACCAGCACAGAUCCUUUCUGUUGCUCCGGGACCUUCCAAUUCUCCUGCUCGCUCAAGCCCAACUCGUGUGCCUCUAUUCAAUCCAGCCUCUACCAAUUCUCAGCCCAGUCCUACUCUUCGGCAACCUAGUCCUUCAACAACGUAUCCCAAACCGAUUCCUGACUCUUUGGAAGCGGUACUCUCUGAUAUCGAGACAUUAGCCGAGAAGACCACGCUCCCUGUUGCCGAACGGGACAGCGAAUUCCACGAGCUAUUCAGGCAUUCUUUCAGGCCGAAGGAGCCCUACGAGGACCACGAACUCUGGGAUCAAGUUGAUGUCAUCUUGAAUGCACGAAUUGGUCCUGAUGUCCUCCCUCGAACCCUUCACCGAGGACAAUACGGUAUCGACGGCCUGUUUCGACAUUGGCUUGCACCUAUUCGAGCUUUACGGGGGUGGGAUGCUCACUGUGAUCAGUCUGUCGAAGCAAAGUUAAGAGGUGUUGUUGCCCUCCUAAAACGGAAAGUCAAGCCUCCUCAAGUUGCUCCUCCAGGUGUCGACCCUCGGCUCCUCGAACCAUCAACAUCAUCCCAACAGUCCAGUUCUCAGUCUACCUCCACUCUGAUGCCUCUUAAAAGGCCUAUUGAAGCCAACUCGCAAGUCACUCCUGAUCCGAAGAAAACUAAACUCGACUCUUCAACCGGUCAUUCUCAAGAUGAGCAGGUUCCUCAAUCAGUCCAGGAACCUGCCCCUACCGGCCUAUGGAUGAUGGCUCAGUCUCCUCUUUUUGGUCUCACUUCGGCUUCGAUUGAGGCAAACAAACUUGUGACACAAGAUGUACCCCAAGUUUACCGGGCUGCGAUCAACUUGCUCUUUUGGCGCAAACAAGGCAUCAAUUUGCCGGCCAAGCCCCCUGUCCAGGAAGCAGAGGCUUUUGGGGUGAAAAACAAGUUGUCAGUUACCAAGUGGCUUGCCAAAAACCCCAACUCACUCCUUGUGCGUAGUGCUGGCGAAGCGCCGUGGCAUCGCCCCGACAUUUUCAACUUCACCUUACCCGACUACGAGCUGGCAACUACCAUGGAUGCCACAGCUCAAACCUCCUACGUGCACGAGAUUCUGGGUUUGUUCUACAGUCCAGGUGCAAAGCGGAUAAACCAGGCGGUGCGGAUGAUAGUUGCAGCUGUUACAUUUGCCCGAAUGGACACCAACGAGCUUCCGGUGGACUACACUCUUCCUGAAGUUCAAUUUCCAAACCAAAACAUCGGGCAGUGUCUUCAAGCUGCUCAUCACUUCAAAAGCCUUCACGAGACUAAGCAGCAAACUCAAACUGUUGCAGAGUGUAUGGAAGUGAUGUCUGGGAUGGUCAAUCGUCUUUACACAGUCUUUGAGGCCGUUGCCAGUCUACAAGCAAAAUUUCACCAUGCUUUGCAUCUCAGUCAAACACCAGCUGAUAGACACGACCAGCUCCUCUCAGAAUACGAGGCAAUGACCGAAACACUGGGUACAGGCUCCAUCCCGUCUCAUGUUCUUGGACCUCUGGUUGCUUUUCUAGUGUCUGGUGUAAAAGGUCUCAUGAUUUUCCCGCACGAUAAAGGGCGAUAUGGUCCUGUGAAACUCUCUCAUUUCCUGGUCCUAGUUAACGAGAUGCAUGGGCAAGCACCGAUUGAGGAACCCAUCUGGAAAUACACCCAAAAGUACAUCCUGGAAACAAUGGAAAAAAUCUUUUUCCCCACAGGUUUUGACCCCUCCAACCUCAAUGAUGUUGAAUGGGAUGAGCAUGAAUUGUCCAAGUUCCAGCUCGCCAAAGCGCUGGAAGUAGACCUUUAUAACUUUUGUGUGAAUAGGCAAAAAUUCUCUGGCGGUGAGAUUUAUAAAGACGGUCUGUUUGACCUACCGGACAUUGAAGUUGGCAAAGAUCUUAAUAAAAAGAAAAAAUAA